Musa acuminata AAA Group (dessert banana) is the source of this 1315-nucleotide messenger RNA. Its product is annotated as homeobox-leucine zipper protein HOX19. The coding region runs from base 156 to 881 and encodes 241 amino acids. The record is from RefSeq and is a predicted model, not a curated record. Gene Ontology annotation, biological process: regulation of DNA-templated transcription. Lineage: Eukaryota; Viridiplantae; Streptophyta; Magnoliopsida; Zingiberales; Musaceae. The transcript has 3 exons. Gene Ontology annotation, molecular function: sequence-specific DNA binding; DNA-binding transcription factor activity, RNA polymerase II-specific.
CUUCAGCUUCCGGAAUCCUAUUUGCCAACCGAUGUCAGCGUGCGUGUCACAUCCCAUGACACCCUCCCAUGCUUUCCCUUGCUUCAUUACUUGGCUGACAAGCAUAGACACCGCUCCCUUUGUCUCCUCUCAUAGAAGGACAACCCUUCUUGGCCAUGGAAGUGAAUGACGAUAGAGACGACGUGCAGGAGACUGCGCUUUCUCUUCGACUCAAUUAUGAUGGCGGAAGUAGUCAUCUCUCGACCGGCGAUCAUCCCCGGCCACAGGCUGCUACCCCUGUUGAGCCCUCUCUGACCCUUGUCCUCCCAAGCAUGGCCUGUUCGGUGAGUGGAGUCGUCGGCCGGAUGCCUUCUUCUCAUAGUGUGAUAUCAUCGAUUUCCGGUGGUCGUCCCUCUAAGGUUAAGAGGGAGAACGAUGGCAGGAUCAGCGAUGAGGAGGAAGACGGUGCAGCUAGGAAGAAGCUCAGGCUCACCAAGGAGCAGUCUGCCCUUUUGGAAGACAAGUUCAAGGAGCAUGCUACUCUCAAUCCGAAGCAAAAACAAGCUUUGGCCAGGCAAUUGAACCUUCGUCCUCGGCAGGUCGAAGUAUGGUUCCAGAACAGGAGAGCCAGGACAAAGCUCAAGAAAACCGAAGUCGAGUGCGAGUUCCUGCGAAAGUGCUGCGAGACGCUGAGAGAAGAGAACAGGAGGCUGCUGCAGGAGAUACAGGAGCUCAAGUCGCUCGACUUUCAAGCGCCCCGAUACAUGCAUCCCCCCGGGGGCGCCGCCGCCGGUACCUUCCAGACGUGCCCAUCGUGCAAGAACAGAGACGAAGGCGGAUCUCCUGCGGUGGCCCCGAAGACUCGCUUCUUCAACCCCUUCGCCCACUCGGCAGCGUACUGAUCGGGAGGCAUAAUAGCCUUCUUCCUUUACUUAGGGUUCGGGCGAGAUGUAUGUCUGAUACUUGCCGUGAGUUCCGUCAUAGACAAUGUCUCAUAUUUCUCUUGGUUUGAUUCCAUAUUCCCUAUGAAGAACACAAACACAAAUCAAUACUUGUUAAAUUUUGUAUGUUAGUCAAUCGAUGUACAGAGAUCUCAAUAAUGAAUAUUGCCUGAAGAAAACUAGCUUUAAUUGUACUCCUUUUUAGAGCAGAAUGAUGGAAAUCAUGCCAUCGUAUAACUCAGACUUCUUUUUGUUGAAAUGGUAAGAUCGAUCCCUAUUCCCUUCUUCACAUUUUUUGAUGAUAGAAAAUAAGUUGCAAUUGUCAUUUUUUGAGUAUUCAUUUCAUGGGAACUGAAAUGACUACUAAAGAAAGUGAGAAGAGAACAGGAAAGCGA